CCAGUGGGGGUCUCACCCAGUGUUAAAACGAACUGCAGAAAUAUCAUUUCUGUAAUAAGGCGGUGUUUUCCUACUUUAUGUGGAAUGGAGGUAGUAGAGAUUUAACACGUGAAUUAGCUGCUGAGGAUUAGAUCAUUGAACACAAUACAUUAUAUCAUACGUUAGAUCGAUUUAAACUUGACUGAUGUUACUUUAAUUCGUUGAGUGAAAAACUGGAUAAAAAAACUGGAUAAAUAACUGGAUGUCGGUCAGGAUCUAUAGAGGGAGAGCGCCGUCAAAACUACUAAGGAUGACAAUCGCCAUCCAAAGACUGACGAGGAACAAAAGGACGAAUAUCUACCGAUUAUAUAUGUAAGUGAAAAACAUGAUUCUGAGGACGAACAUCUACCAAUUAUAUAUGUAGAUGGGAUCAUAAACAUCCACAAACAAUAGCCACGUGUUUAAAUGUGUGAAAAGGCCCGAUUUUCCGCCGAGGGAAACAGAGGACCCUGAAACAACCUAAGGACAUUACCUUCAGUGAUUGACAUUGAAUCUAGAAAUCUCCAGAUUUGUUCGUGUUUGCUUACACUGUAAGAAGAGAUCAAAUUUAAUCUUAUCAAGAAUUUUUAUACACUCAGAUUUAUAAGUCACCAACGUAUGUUAUAGACAUUGUGUAAUUCACUGUAAGGCUACACAGACAUUCACUGUAUUGUUAGUUUAACUGGUAAACAAUGAUAUGAUUUUAAUAUUUUGAAUAAAUUCUCAAAUUUAAACCUUUUUAUAUAAAGGACAAACGGGACCUCACGAUCAAAACACAGUCCUUUUCAAAAGUUACAAUAUAAAUAUAGUUUGAACGGACGAUUAAUUUCUUGAUAUGUAUAUUCUCAGGUUUAGGUGAACAAAACUAUCAUCAAUCUGUUUUAUAAUAUUUACUAAUAUCUAAUAUCUUGUGUAUAGAGAAGGUAUGAUCGAACACUUACACCAAUAUAUUAUAUUACCUCCCAGUAGUAUUUCGUAGUCCAGUAGAUUUAUGAUUGGAAAUCCUGUGGCCAAAUGCCAGCUAUACAAAUUGUAAAUAAAUCGUGGUGUUUAGAAAAAUGGAUAAAGCUUUAAUCAAUUAUAAGAAAGCUGCUCAUUGUAAACUGUCGAAUCCUCGAGCUGACGGACCCGCACAUGCGCAGUCUGUUGAUUUUGCUCUCAGUAGAGUUAAAGGACAUCGGGCAGUACGUACAUGUGUCAGGGGGACUCUGGAUAGUUUAGUUAAAUGUCCGAUCUGUAACACUCACAUAGUCGUGCCUGAGUCUGCCACCAACAUGGAUCUAGACAGGGCUAAUAUGAACUACAAAUCUACAAAGAGCAGCAAUGCAUACGUCCCCAAGCUACUCCUGUCGGCGGAAAAUGGUCUCCGACAUUUGUGUGACACGUGCAGUAACGACGAACAGGAAGUCACAUGUAUUGAAUGUGAUCAGAACCUCUGCUUUGAUUGCACGAGAGUUCAUUUAAAAACAAGUGCAACGAGGCGUCACCAUAUAACAGGGCUCGCUGAUUCUGCAGGUUCUCCAAGGCGUGAAAAUGGAGAAACAACAUCUUUCACGAAGGAUUUGCUCACUUCGUUGAAUGGUUUGACGUCUUCAACGUCGGCUCUUAAUUCGGUGCUCGCGUCCGAGAGACCAAAGACAGUACAUCCGGUGACUUCACAAUUGCGUUACAGCGAUCUGUAUCAAAGAGGAAACUCGCCAAGACCAACUGAGAAAAGAAAGCGGUUUGAAUUUAAACAGCUUAACCCAAAAGGAUGGGGGACUGACUUUACUCUCGUCACAACGUUUGACGUUGGAAGUUACGUUCUGAGCAUGUGUGCAGCGUCACGUGAUCAGGUUUGGAUAUCAGAAGCUAUGUCAUCUGCGAUACAUCUAUACAAUAUCGAGGGACAGAGACUUAGAAGUGUCAAUGUCCACAGUGAGGUGAGGGACAUGGCGCUCAAUAAAGCUUCUGACGAAAUUUUCGUCACCUGCUUCGCUAACAAAACUAUCAAGGUCAUCAGUCCGGAAAACAAAAUUUUCACCUUUCUAACUCUUCCCCUACAUCCGGCGGGAAUUGCCAUUAACAGUUACGGGGAUGUCGUAAUAUGCGGUGUUGAGGACUUCCGGAGGCGCUAUAGACCGGAACAGAGGAAUCGUCUGUUAAUUUACUCGAGGGAAGGGAAACGGAAGAGGGAGAUUGAACACGAUCAAAUGGGCGAACGAUUGUUCAAAUAUCCUGAGUAUAUCGACAUCAACAUAAACGGAGACAUGUGCGUGUCGGAUAUAGAGCGCGAGAGUCUCAUGAUCUUACGAGAAGACGGGAGACUGAAGAACGUAUAUAAGGGACCUCCGAAAGGAACAUUGGACAAAACCUUUGACCCUCGUGACGUCAAAUGUGAUAAAGAGGGGAAUAUUGUGGUUUGUGAUAUAAACAAUAAUGCUCUUCAUCUGCUGGACAUCAGUGGCGAUUUCACACGGAUUCUUCUUUAUGAAGAGGAUGGGAUAUAUUGGCCGGAUAUUCUGGCGAUUGACCACCGAAACCAUAUAUGGGUAAGGGAACUAUGGCAACAGUCAAUCAAGGUCUUCCAGGCUCUUGGUACGUACUAAACAAUAUAGGUAAAAUGUUAAAUCUCACAAAAACCAGCAGCAACAUAUAUAAGACAGAAUAGUUGCGGAACUCUUGUUUAAAGUCGACACAGCUGUCAUUUAUACACUCGACUACAUCUUAAAAGGAUCACUGAAAAAAAUCAUCCACGUGUUCAAACUCUGAGUUAUAAAUGUACAUGUUAUUAACUUGUUAAUAUUAAGUAUAUUUAUGUCGAUAAAAAGACGAUGUAGGCAAGCUAGUGGUGUAGACUGGCUACCAAUCUCGAAGUGUGUCAAGAAUUAUAGCUGGCAGUUUUAUAUUAAAUUACUCCCCCCUAUAGUUUGAAAAUUGAAGAUUGUAGAAUCAAAAAGACAUCCAACAUUGUAGGUCUCUUAUCAUAAUCAGUGUUCUAGAGACAGGGACCGGGGCUGUAUUUUCUAGGCUCCAAAUAUACUUUAUAUACUAUUGUAAUCUUAUUAAUCUAAUUUAAAUCUAGAUGGUCAUUCUCACUACGUUACAUGAACAUUUAACAACAUCCCAUAUGGGGUCACGUUCUGAUGACCUUUGAGAUAUGUGUAUGUCACUAUCAGGGCGAAUUGUCUAUUUGUCGAUGAAAUUGAAGCAAACCAUUUCGGCACAGUAUUAUUUAGCUAUAUGCUUUGUGGAACGAAAUGACUCGAAACAAAUUGCCAGAUUAUGCAAGAUAUGCUCUCUAGUCAUGCUUAUUCCCAGAUACAAAAUUCACUUCCCCGAUUCUGGAAGUAGUCAUUUGACUAAUCCAAAAGGUCACCCUGACGUGACCCAUAAUGGGAUGUUGUGAGAUCUUCAUGUAACGUAGUGAGAAUGACAUCUAGAUUUUAAUUAGAUUGUAAUCUUAUCUUCAUUGUCAACCGCACAUUUUUGUAUAUCUUGGGCUUCUUCUGAGAAAUACGUCACCAAAUUGUAAACGCUGAUUAAGCAAUAUCAAAACAUUUGUCAUACACAAGGUGUUUUUUCAUGGAUGCACGUAAUUUCUUUUGAGUUUCUGUUCACUAAUCACGGACUUUUUUUCCUUUCCGUUUACGAAAUAUUUAUUCAAAUAUUAAGCAUAGGUCACCCUACAUUUGUAGGAAGGGUGUCUUUAUUUUUAUCCUCUGACCAGAGUUAUAAGCAACAACUGCACAGGUUACAGUGCCGUUAUUGGUCUAUAGAUAAUGGGGGACACCAAUGCUGAGUUAUAUAUCCCUGUCUGACUUGUAACCUAUACAAUACUUACCAACCCGAGGUUUAUAAUGGUAUUACUCGCUGCUAAGUUGUCACUAUAUUACAUAUCAGUUACAGACGCGCUUAGCAAAAUUACGUAAUCUAACGAAGACAGAAAAGUCUCAAGGAACAUGAGGGUUAUCGAUAUUAACUUGAUUAUGUCUACUACAUGUCGUUAUAGGGUUAUGAAUGCAAUUCGAUCAGUGUCCAUUUGGUUCUUCUCCUUCGUCUCCAUAUAGAGUGAACACUGCUACUCCCAAUUGUAUACAUAAUGUAUUGACAAUAUAGGCAUAUAUGUAUUAUAAUGACGACACAAAUUCAAUAUGGCAGUUAUUCAAUAUAUCUGGCAUUUAACAUAUGCACUUAAUGAUUGUACUGUAAUUGGAAUCGUGAUAUCGCUAUACAUUAACAACGCUCUUAUGAUAGUUUUCAGCCCCAGAACUUUCACUGGCCUCGGCUACAAUGCGUUGGUCGAGGUAGAUUGUUACCUCACUAUCCAUUAGCACUGUCCACGGAUGCCCAGUUACUCGAGAUUACUCUCUGUAAAAUGUCAAAUAAGAACAAUAUAUUUGUUUCGUUUAACUUGUUUAACCUAUUAACUUUAAUGUAAUAUUUAUAUUGAUUUUUUUGUGAACAAGAAAUGCCUUCUGUAUGACCGAAGCAGUUUUUAAAUUAAAUGUACAGUAUUAUAACUAUUUAUGACAUGAGCAUGUACAUUUGUAUCUAUAUAUUGAACACAGGAAUCUGACACAGUUCUUCAAUUCAUAGUCAAUACAUGUAAGAACAAAUGCAUACACAUGUACAGCCCAUGGGUUGAGAAAUUGUUCCAGUCCCUGUGAUAUUGAUGGACGCGUUGCCUGUUGCCUCCUUUAGAUUUUUGCUGUAGAAUAUACUUUUCUGUGAUAAUGUCUGAUGUGAUAUAUGAAAAAAAGACUUUCUUGACGUAUAUUUAACAGAUGUGCUUGUUAAAAAUGUUACUGAUGAAUUUAUUUGAUAAUUUAUUAUGUUGUUGUUUUUGUCAUUUAUGUACACGUGAGUUGAUUAAAAUGUUGGUAUAAAG
Molecule: messenger RNA, 4888 nt
Organism: Pecten maximus
Lineage: Eukaryota; Metazoa; Mollusca; Bivalvia; Pectinida; Pectinidae
Exons: 2
Coding region: 1077-2606 (509 amino acids)
Biological process (GO): proteasome-mediated ubiquitin-dependent protein catabolic process; protein polyubiquitination
Molecular function (GO): ubiquitin protein ligase activity; zinc ion binding
Source: RefSeq, a predicted model, not a curated record